AUGAGGACCAAUUAUGAGGACUGGAAAGAGUCUCUCGACCUUUAUCUUGUUAUAGCCAACCUUGACUUGGCUCUAAGAACUGAAAAACCUGGCGCUAUUACUGAUGAGUCUACUGAAGCUCAGAGGACUUUUUAUGAAAAAUGGGAGCACUCUAAUAGAGCGUGCCUUAAGGUGAUAUCUUACACUAUGGAAAAAUCUAUAAGACAAAGCAUACCAAAAAGUGAGAGUGCAAAAGAUUACUUAAAGUUUGUUGGUGAGAAGUUCACUCGUUUUGAUAAGGCUAAGAAGUGUGAGUAUCUCUCUUUGUUUGACAAAACUAAGUAUGAUGGUGUUAGUGGUGUGCGUGAGCAUAUUAUGAAGUUGACCCACUAUUAUAAUAAGCUGAAAACUCUCAAAGUUGAAAUUGGUGAAAGUACUCUAAUUUGGAGGGUUCUUGAGUCUCUACCUCCCCAAUUUGAUGUUAUGAGGACCUCAUAUAAUACCCAGAAAAUUGAAUGGACAGUGGAUGAGAUGAUAGCCAUAGUAACUCAAGAGGAAGAUUCUAUGAAAAAUGCAAAAGCUCAAAGUGUUUAG
This is a messenger RNA of Vicia villosa (hairy vetch), 573 nucleotides long. RefSeq lists its product as uncharacterized. The record is from RefSeq and is a predicted model, not a curated record. Bases 1 to 573 code for a protein of 190 amino acids. The transcript has a single exon. Lineage: Eukaryota; Viridiplantae; Streptophyta; Magnoliopsida; Fabales; Fabaceae.